AUAACAAAUCGAUGGCUGCAACUUUUGAAAUUCUCUCCCCCUCCAAAUCGUCUCCCCUCCCAUUCCCUCUCUUUCGCUUUCCACUUUGUUUUUUUUUUCUCUAUGAAGAAGUCAACACAAGAUGUUGACGUGACUUAAUCGUCACCAUUCAAAUAUGAGAAGAUUGAAGAGAAGGAGAAUUUGACGGGAGAGAUCCUACUCCGAAAGACCGAUAAGCCAGCAACUUUUGAAAUUCCUUCCUUCCUCAAAGACAAUGAAGGCAAUCUCACUGACACUGUAUAUACUUCCUUUGAGGAUUGGAUUCAUCAGGACGCAUGGUCAUGUCUUGGUUAAAUUUUUACUUUAAAAUUAAAGUACAUUCUUAAAGAAUUGUUCUUUGGUUCUGCAAAGCAAAAGAAACAUGUCUGUGCUGCAUUUGUAACUUUAAUGUUCACUGCACUUUCCCUUUGCGUAUGACGAAAGACUACAUGACCACCAGGCUAGAUCUUUUUAUUCUAACGUCCUGCAUUACUGCAUUUGCUUGAUUUUCAGGAUUUUUGAAAAUAUAUAGUCAUGGAAAGUGAGAGAGAAAGUGGCGAAGUUGACGAUAGUACUUCUAUGGAAUCCGUUUGUAUAGACACUGAUGGUAUCGUUGAAGAAUUGACAAACACCAUCGGAGCAAAGCUUCUCAACCAUUCGCCAUUGCCAGCAUCCUGCUGCAUAUUCAGAGUUCCCCAUCAGAUUCGGCGAAAAAAAAUACAGGCAUACGAACCUGAUAUCGUCUCAAUCGGGCCCUUUCACCGAGGCCGCGGUGGCGAUCAAUUCCAACUCAUGGAAAAGGUGAAGCGCUGGUACUUGCAGUGCCUUCUCGCAGACGCAAACAUAACUUUGAAAAACUUGAUCACGGGUGUCGUGGAUUUCAACAAGCGCGCUCGUGAUUGUUACGCAGAGCCAUUGGAUCAUUUCAACAAGAAAGACUUCGUUGAGAUGAUGGUAAUCGACGGAUGCUUCCUAAUCGAACUAUUUCGUAAAGCACUUUCCGUCAAUCGACAAGACGAGAACGACCCCGUUUUCAAUGUGACCUGCAUGCUGCCAUAUCUUUACCAUGAUCUUCUCCUGCUAGAAAAUCAGCUGCCAUGGUUUGUUCUCGAGCGGUUAUACAAUUUAACCGCCGUGAAGAAUACUACUUCCGAAGGAAAUGCCUCCUCCCUCACCGACCUUGUCCUCAACUUCUUCAGACAAUCCGUGGCGGACGAUGAUAUUUUUAUUUUCAAACCGAGUCCGAAUGUCCCUCCCGAACCCCUGCACAUACUCGAUCUCAUAAGAACCGUGAUCGUUGUCCCGUUUGAAGAUUUAGGCUCCAAACGAAAAGAAGAGGGUGAAGACCAACAGCAGAGCAAGGAGAGAGAGCUGCCGCAGGGGGUUCCAAACGUGACAACUCUGUCCGAAGCCGGCAUUAAAUUCCAAAGAAGCUUCAAAACCCCGGACGGCAUAAUGAACAUAAAGUUCGAAAACGGGGUGUUCACGAUUCCACCACUAGAAAUCGACGAGCGGACGGGGCCUCUCUUCAGGAACCUCAUCGCCUUCGAGCAAUGCUGUCACAGCCGCCUCCACAAGAUAACAUCUUACGCCGUCCUGAUGGAUAAUCUCAUCGAUUCGAGCAAGGACAUCGACCUUCUUUGCGAGAUGGGAAUACUGGUGAACUGGCUGAGCCCGGAAGACGCUGCGCGGUUGUUCAACGAGCUGUACAACGACACGGCGGUCAUCGGAUUUUACUACGAGGGACUUUGCAACGAAGUGAACAAGUAUUACAAGACUGACUGGAACAAGUGGAUGGAAAAGCUGAGGCGCGAGCAUUUCGGUACGCCGUGGGCGAUUAUUUCUUUGGUCGCUGCGUUUAUUCUGCUGGUGCUCACAAUGUUGCAGACUGUAUAUGCAAUUCAUCAGUAUUAUCAUCCUCCUAAAUAGUUGUAUCAAUUUGUUAUUUGUCUUGA
This is a messenger RNA of Malus domestica (apple), 1973 nucleotides long. Its product is annotated as UPF0481 protein At3g47200-like. Lineage: Eukaryota; Viridiplantae; Streptophyta; Magnoliopsida; Rosales; Rosaceae. The record is from RefSeq and is a predicted model, not a curated record.